AUGCGGAACAGUUUAUUGAUUUCGCUUGCUGCGGCAGCACUUGCCGAGGGCAAGGCCUACUCUCCUCCAGCUUACCCUGCUCCCUGGGCCAGUGGCGCCGGGGAAUGGGCUCAAGCUCAUGACAGAGCAGUCGAGUUCGUUUCGCAAUUGACCUUGGCCGAGAAGAUAAACCUGACGACUGGUGUUGGAUGGGAGGGUGGACAAUGUGUCGGUAACACUGGAAGCAUUCCCCGCCUGGGAUUCCGCAGCCUCUGUAUGCAGGAUUCACCGCUCGGCGUGAGAGACACUGACUACAAUACUGCCUUCCCUGCUGGCGUCAAUGUCGCCGCUACCUGGGAUCUCGAUCUUGCAUACCGGCGCGGUGUAGCCAUGGCUGAGGAACACCGUGGCAAAGGUGUGGAUGUUCAGCUUGGACCCGUUGCUGGUCCGCUAGGAAGAGCACCAGAGGGUGGCCGUAAUUGGGAAGGCUUUGCACCCGACCCCGUUUUGACUGGUCAGAUGAUGGCAAGCACUAUUGAAGGAAUGCAGGAUACCGGUGUGAUUGCUUGUGCAAAGCACUAUAUCGGUAAUGAGCAAGAGCACUUUCGUCAGGGCUCCCAGGAAAAUUAUACAGUCGCUGAUGCUAUCAGCUCGAACAUCGACGAUGUUACUUUGCACGAGUUGUACCUGUGGCCGUUUGCCGAUGCGGUUAGGGCAGGUGUUGGUUCCGUCAUGUGUUCUUACAAUCAAUUGAACAACAGUUAUUCCUGCGGCAACAGCUACAGUUUGAACCACAUUCUUAAGGGAGAACUCGACUUUCAAGGAUUCGUCAUGACCGACUGGGGUGCUCAGCAUUCUGGUGUGGGCGAUGCUUUGGCCGGUGCGGAUAUGGAUAUGCCUGGUGAUGUGGCUUUCGACAGUGGAACUGCUUUCUGGGGUACUAACUUGACAAUUGCCGUGCUCAAUGGAACUGUUCCUGAAUGGCGUAUUGACGACAUGGCCGUUCGUAUCAUGUCUGCAUUCUAUAAGGUUGGUCGUGAUCGUACCCAGGUCCCCAUCAACUUUGCUAGCUGGACUCUGGAUACCUAUGGCAAUGAAUACUACUACGCCGGCGAGGGCUACAAGGAAAUCAACCAGCACGUUGAUGUACGUGGUGACCACGCCAAAGUUGUCCGUGAAAUCGGCAGUGCCAGCAUUGUUCUCCUCAAGAAUGUUGACGGCGCUCUUCCGUUGACUGGCUCCGAGAGGUUUGUCGCAGUUUUCGGAGAGGAUGCUGGCUCCAAUCCUGAUGGUGUCAAUGGUUGCUCUGACCGUAACUGUGAUAACGGUACCUUGGCUAUGGGAUGGGGUAGUGGUACUGCCAACUUCCCUUACCUAGUUACUCCUGAACAAGCUAUCCAAGCCGAGGUCUUGAAGAAUGGCGGAAUAUUUACUGCUAUUACCGACAGCGGCGCCACCAAUACUACAGCCACGACCGUGGCUGCUCAAGCCUCGGCUUGCCUAGUGUUUGCCAAUGCAGACUCCGGCGAGGGAUACAUCACCGUUGACGGAAACGUGGGAGAUCUAGUUCUUCAUACUGUUGGACCUGUUCUCGUUGAGGACUGGGUCAACCAUCCCAACAUCACUGCUGUUUUGUGGGCAGGUUUGCCUGGAGAGCAGAGCGGAAACUCUUUGGUUGAUGUUCUUUACGGCAGCGUCAACCCCGGAGGCAAGACUCCUUUCACUUGGGGCAAGCAACGUUCUGACUGGGGAACCGAUAUCAUCUACGAACCCAACAACGGAGAUGGUGCUCCUCAGCAGGACUUCACCGAGGGUAUCUUCAUUGACUACCGACACUUUGAUAAAUACAAUAUUACUCCCACUUACGAGUUUGGUUAUGGUCUCAGUUACAGCACCUUCUCUUUCUCAAAUCUCCAGGUGACUCCUCUCGCUGCUUCGCCUUACAAACCAGCCACAGGUCACAGCGGUCCCGCACCUGUCCUGGGCAAGGUUUUGAACGCCACGGCUUAUCUUUUCCCUAACUACAUCAAACGCAUUGAAGCUUUCAUUUACCCAUGGCUUAACUCCACUGAUCUGAGGACUUCCUCUGGUGAUCCAAAUUACGGUUGGUCUACUUCCAAAUACGUGCCUGACGGUGCUCAAGACGGAUCUCCGCAACCUGUCAACCCCGCUGGUGGUGCCCCUGGUGGCAACCCUGCGCUGUAUGACCCUGUUGCCGAAAUCAGAGUGACUGUCAAGAACACCGGAAAGGUCGCUGGUGUUGAAGUGCCUCAGCUCUAUGUCUCGCUCGGUGGCCCCUCCGAUGCGCCUAAGGUUCUUCGUGGCUUUGGCCGCCUUUCUCUCGGUGCUGGCGAGGAGGCUCAGUGGACUGCCACUUUGACCCGACGUGACGUUUCUAAUUGGGACACUGUCAGCCAGAACUGGGUUGUCUCAAACUACACCAAGACUGUCUAUGUCGGCAACUCUUCUCGCAACUUGCCGCUCCAGCAGACUUUGGCUUUGAAGAUUGGGCAUUAA
Talaromyces amestolkiae is the source of this 2496-nucleotide messenger RNA. RefSeq lists its product as uncharacterized. Gene Ontology annotation, molecular function: beta-glucosidase activity. The transcript is spliced from 6 exons. Gene Ontology annotation, biological process: glucan catabolic process. NCBI's taxonomy places the organism in Eukaryota, Fungi, Ascomycota, Eurotiomycetes, Eurotiales, Trichocomaceae. The coding region runs from base 1 to 2496 and encodes 831 amino acids. The record is from RefSeq and is a predicted model, not a curated record.